Molecule: messenger RNA, 1065 nt
Organism: Penicillium pulvis
Lineage: Eukaryota; Fungi; Ascomycota; Eurotiomycetes; Eurotiales; Aspergillaceae
Exons: 4
Coding region: 1-1065 (354 amino acids)
Source: RefSeq, a predicted model, not a curated record
AUGGCUUCAGAGGAUUCGAUCCAGGAUCGCGGGCGAUCUGCGAUCAUAGGCAUGUACAUUGUGACAGCAUUGUCAACAAUUGUGGUUCUGAUUCGUCUAUACGCCCGUGGCAUUUUAAUCCGCGAACUGGGCAGGGAUGACUAUCUUAUUGUGAUCGGACAGCUGUUCGCCUGGGCCGAUAUGGCACUGUCAAUAAUGGUCGUUCGUUACGGUGGUGGCGAGCAUCUAGCAGACCUAAUCACUAAUCCAGGGAAGAUGGUCAAAAUGUACAAGUGGCUCGUCGCAGCCCAGAUGCUAUACUUUUUCGCCCUCUGGAUUUGUCGAGUCUCUGGUUUAGCGUUCUUCGCGCGUCUAAACCCCAUGCCCAGGUUCAAACUAUACAUGCGUAUGGCAUUUGUGUUUGUGACCGCUGUAUGGGUGGCGCAGACCCUUAUUAUUGCGCUUCAAUGCAUUCCACUCCAAGCAUUGUGGGACUCGAGUAUCACUGGAAAAUGUCUGACCUCGACACAAGUCUUCCUCUCGACUUCUAUCAUGACCAUUAUCUGCGAUUCUCUGAUUUUGGUAUUACCGGUGAACAUUGUCUUGAAGCUGCAAGUCAAUUUUGCGAGAAAGGCGACCCUGCUUUUUGUCUUCUGCUUUGGUGUCUUUGCGAUCGUUACGUCCGUCCUUCGCAUGGUUUCCAUGAUCGUCGCCCUUGACCACCCGAGCGAUGUCACCUGGUACUUCUCCGUCGUCAUGACCUGGAGUACCUCCGAGAUUGCCGCUAUAAUCAUCGCACUGUCGUUGCCCGCCUUAAGAGGCUUGUUUGGAAUCCUACGAAUGAAGAACCGCUCUACCGAUCAGAGCAAAUCAAACGGCACGGGCUCUUUUGGGCUUGCACCCGUUCCACCAGCCCAAAAUCGGAUUUUCGACGGCUCGAUCCAUCGCACUACCGUCGAUAUCGAUACAAAGAGGGGAUCGAGCCAAGAGGCUCUUUGUUGGGAUAUGAAAGACGCAAAUAAUAUUCGAGUCAUGGAUACAGUCCAUGUGGAUAUUGAUGACGGGUCGGAUCGGCAUACACAAUGA